Oryzias melastigma (Indian medaka) is the source of this 2672-nucleotide messenger RNA. RefSeq lists its product as uncharacterized. The transcript has a single exon. The record is from RefSeq and is a predicted model, not a curated record. The coding region runs from base 1197 to 2438 and encodes 413 amino acids. Gene Ontology annotation, molecular function: zinc ion binding; nucleic acid binding. Lineage: Eukaryota; Metazoa; Chordata; Actinopteri; Beloniformes; Adrianichthyidae.
GUGUUUGCCCUCUGAGGGGGUGGGUGCAAAGCAAACUAGAAACCAACAAGCUUUGUGGCUUUUCCCUUUCCAAGUUUGGAUUCACAGCGUGUUUUUUUUGUAUUUAUUUUGUGUUCUUCAUGAUCCAUCUACUUUUCUUUCCACUCUUUCUCCAUUCUCUGCACGCUACACGGGUUGGCAGGUUGUGCUCUGGGAGGUCGAGAGGGCGAGGGCAGCGUUCUCAGACUGUAGGACAGAGAGCUGAGACAGCACGGCCUUCAGCUGGAACACUGAGUGCAGCAGGAACGGCGAGGCCACGGAAAGUCACGGACAACCAUGACCUCAAUACGUGAGCGGAGACCAAAAAAAACCCCAGAUCUGUUGAGCCACGCCGACCUGCACCUACAUGAGUCUGUACAGUGGUGCGUUCUGCUCACAGUGAAGCAGACAGAGCCGAACAUAAAUUAUUGGUAAAGACCAGAACUUUCCAGAAUCUUUAAUAAUAAUACAUUUUAUUUAUAUCGCACCUUUCUGGACACCUUAUAGGUAAAAACAAAACAUAAUGCACAGCUUAAAAAAUACAGUCAUUACACUUAUAAAAUGUAGUAAUGUUCCAUUAAUUAGGGUGGAUAUGCCAGUUUGAAGUGGUGGUGUGGCAGUUUCACCCAUCUGAAACUCCACACAGGAACUCACACAUGCACAACAUACAUUCAGGGACCAAGCUAAUGCCAGUUGGGUGGGUGCACACACUCUACUGCAAAACAUCUAAGCAAGAUCCCUGAUGACACUACAAACACACAUGCACGCAGGUUUCAAUUCCUUUAUUAUUUUGGGUGUUUUGUUUGGAUGUAUUAUGUUAAAUUGUAUUUUUUUUUUCUGUUGCUGACUUAUGUUUGCUUACCUUUCAGUUGUAUUUCCUGGUCAAAGGACCCGAGCUCUGCUUUUGGCAGGCUUUUGUAGUGCCUGACCAAAAGUCAGUCAUUAAGCCCAAAGUGGAACAACCUGGUCCAGGGGAGGGGCCAUGUAUUAUAAAUUGCCAUGUUCACUGUGUUUGGGAGGUGUGGUGUGUCUAAUGUUGGCUUCAGUGAGGCUGUUGCCUGCUGUCAAAUAAACACAAAAGUAUUUUUCAUAGACACAAAGUGUAUGUCUGUUGCCUUUGCCUUGGACCUGCCAGUCACACUCUGGACCAGAGUGUGACUUUUGGUGUCAGAAGUGGGAUGACGACCCAGAUGACAAGGAGCAAGACUGCCAAAUUGGUGACGGAGCCAGAGCCAGUUGAACCUGAACCUGAUGUGGAGGUUAAAGGCUGGACGACUGACGAUGGUGAUGAGGGUCCUUCCUUCCAGCCACCACGUGCUGCGUCUUCAGAGCAGGAGAUGGUCACACUACUGCGGGAGUUCAUCUGUGCCCAGAGGAGCAGAGAAGAGAUCCUGAUUGGGGAGCUCCAAGGUCUGCGGACGGUGAUGGAGGCCGACAGGGCGUCACCUUCUCUGACCGGUGUAGCGGUUGCUGCCUCUCCUACAGGACACUCCUUGGGUGGGCCUUCACCACUGCAGCAGCCCGCACUACAGUCGCCACAAUCAGUUCCAGUCCUGCGGAAAGACCCCAAACUGCUACCGUUCCAGUCUGGUGAGGACAUUGAAAAUUUCCUUCUACGUUUUGAACGUGUAGCAAAGACUUGGGCUUGGCCAGAGACGGAGUGGGCCUACAGACUGGUUCCUCUAUUGACUGGGAAGGCAUUGGAGGCCUAUUCUGCCAUGGAUGAGGACCUUUCUGAUUCAUACUCGGAUCUGAAGCAAGCCCUUUUGACUAAAUUUGAUAUUUCUGCUGAGACCUAUGGCCAGCGUUUCAGGAAUACAACUGUACCUCAGGGAGAGACGCCCACUGAGACCUACCAGUGUCAAAAGGGUCUGUAUCGACGAUGGAUUAAGCCAGACCAGUGCAGCGUGGAGGACAUCGGUGAGGUCAUCGUACUCGAGCAGCUACUGAGGAUGUUUCCACCUGACGUCUGUACCUGGGUUAAGGAGCGGGAACCCACCACUGGCUUGCAGGCGGCAAAACUUGCAACUCAAUAUGUCAACGCCCGACAGCCCCAGGUGACCAGGACUUCACAAUGUUUGUUUCACAUGGGACAGGAGAACAGCCGGCUUGAAGGUCAGAGGGUCAAAAACCCUGGGACAUGGGGACCUGUGGGGGCUACAAGAGUGGAGCAGCAGGCCACUGUUUAUCAAGGUGCUGUUGGGACUAAUAGGUUUGGACAUCAGGUUAGUUCCAGUCGUGGGGAAAUCAUCUGCUACUACUGUCAGCAACCUGGUCACAAGGCCUCAGAUUGUCCCAUCAAGAAGCCAAAGCUUUCAGGUUACUGCUAUGGUCCCUGUAAUGAUGACUUGAAUAGACAAAGUACCACCACGGCUGCGCCAGGAGAGUGGGGAGGUAAUGUGGCAGUUUCACCCAUCUGAAACUCCACACAGGAACUCACACAUGCACAACAUACAUUCAGGGACCAAGCUAAUGCCAGUUGGGUGGGUGCACACACUCUACUGCAAAACAUCUAAGCAAGAUCCCUGAUAACACUACAAACACACAUGCACGCAGGUUUCAAUUCCUUUAUUAUUUUGGGUGUUUUGUUUGGAUGUAUUAUGUUUAAUUGUAUUUUUUUUUCUGUUGCUGACUUAUGUUUGCUUACCUUUCAG